UUUUUUUUUUUUUUAUCAAUAAAAGGUAAAUAUAUUGAUAUGAAUCGUCCAUCUGUAUUUCCAAUUUUCCAGUGUUCGGAACCCUAAUAACGCGCAUCUCUCUCUCUCUCUCUCUCUCUCUCUCUCUCUCUCUCUCUCUCCUCUCAAUCCGACCAUCCAUCAGCUCUCUCCCGAUCCAUCGCUUUCUCUGUCCGACAGAAACUUUACAAUUUUACAUCAAGAUGUCACCCGCAGCCAGAUCCAAGUCUAAGGAAAAGAAAACUAGCAAGGAAUCACAGAGGGGUUCUAACAGGAUUACAGGACCUGCUAAUGCUGCUGGUGGUGUCCCAACCAGUGUGUAUGAUCCACUGUUGGGUACAUUCCACACCCUUGAUCCGGCUAUGCCAAUGCCUUCUGCUCCAUAUCUACAUAUUAAUGGCCGUUUCCGAAGCAUAGAUGAGACUGAUGAGCACUGUGGAAACUCCACUGGAAGUGGGGCUGAGUACGACUCUAUUUCCAACAAUGGUAGUUCGUCUGGUGAGUCAGAAGAUCAUAAGGAGAAAACGGCUAGUCCUCCUAUCAAACAAGAGACUAUACCAGGAGCUGAUAAUGGAAAGCGGGAAAAAAUACGUCAGAAAAAUGAGAGGAAACAUCAGCGCCAGAAGGAAAAGCGAGCCCAAGAGUUGCAUGAUCGGUGCAGUGGCUAUUUGAUGUCAAGAAAGCUAGAAGCACUUGCCCAACAGCUUGUGGCAAUGGGCUUUUCUUCGGAGCGGGCAACAAUGUCUCUUAUGCUAAAUGAAGGCAGAGUGGAAGAAUCGGUCACAUGGCUCUUUGAAGGGCAUGAAGAAGUGGAUGAGUACAGGGAUCAAAACCUUGCAGAUGGGAAUAAUUUGAAAAUAGAUAUAUCAGAAGAGCUUGCUCGGAUUGUGGAAAUGGAGAUUAGAUUCAAGUGCUCAAAGCAGGAGGUUGAAAGAGUAGUUGUUGCUUGUGAGGGUGAUCUUGAGAAGGCAGCAGGUGCUUUAAGAGUACAGAAACAAGAACCACCUGCUGCUUCAUCUAAGCCAGAAGAAACCAUUGAUCAUCCUCCCAUUAAAAAUGGUAGGCUGUCAGUAGCUCCCAGUCAGAAUUUGGUGAGGUCACAGACAAAAUCCAACCCAUCUUCUUCAAUACAGCAGAGAAGGAAUGAAAGGGAUUUGAACUACUCAAAAGCAACAGUUACUGUCAGAACACCUUCAGAUUUGGGGAGCAAAAAUGUACAGACCUCCAGAAAACUUCAACCGAAAUUGGAUUUGGUGAGACCACAGCAAACUGCGACUAUGGAUGAGAAAAGAUGGCCAGUUGCAGAAUCAAAUCCUUCAAUUUCCUACUCUUCAGCAUCCUCUGUGCAGCCGUCACCACAAACAACCAAUGUGGAAACCAGUUAUAUGACUGCUGGAAAUGAACCUAAGAUUCUUAAGUCAGGACCUCUGAAAGAACCAGUUAUUAUGAUGCAGCGAUCCAAAUCCAUCAAAACGAAGCAGAUGCCAGCUACAAGCAUUAGCUUGUCUCCGCCUGGAACAGCUGCUGGUUGGUAUCCUAAUAGUAUUGAAAUUACCCACACCAAUGGAGUGUUGCCGCACAUUCCCAGCACAAGAAACAUUAGCCCAAGCAAUCCAAGUUCGAAUCAGUUGUACCAGCAAAUUCAUUAUGGACAGCACCAACAAUUUGUUCCAGGCAGUGGCCCAGUGGAUCUUUUGGGAACAAACCAGGGGAAUGGUUCCUGGAGCACAACUGGUACUUCAACACUCGCUGCUGCUUCUUCCCUUGGUCUCUUCUCAGGGGUGGGAUUGAGCAGUACCUCAGACCCAUCUUCUGCGGUGGAGUGGAAUACUAGUGACUCAAUGCAGCCAUUGGAUUAUACCAGCAUAGACUGGUCACUGGAUCGUGGUUUGCCAUCCUUAAAACCCAAUGGAUCGUGGCUGGGGAUGGCUUCAUUUGCGAAGAAUGAUCACAUGUAUGAGUCACAUGCUUCUGCAGUUGGUCUUGGGCCACCCAUGAGAUUGAUUCCUUCCCAUGGGAAUGGUGUUCCUUUUUCGGGGUUGCAGGAUGCUGGAGCAGCAACUGUGGAAGCAUCUGCAGGAGGUUCCCGCGAGUGGACUUCACCCUUUGAAGGGAAAGACCUUUUUAGCUUACCCAGACAGUUUGUUUCUUCCCCUUUUGUGUAAUGAGGGAAGAGAAACUUUGAAUAAUACAUUAAAAAAGGAAAGGAAAAACUGAAAGACUUUAAAUAUGUGUUUGGAUUUGAUGUUUAGCUGUUUGUUCUUAUAAUGCUAAUGUGUUUAUGGGUUGUUGGUGCUAACAUUUUAGUGAUGGGCAAAAUCCAAAACCCCUUUGCUUUA
This is a messenger RNA of Malania oleifera, 2357 nucleotides long. RefSeq lists its product as uncharacterized. The record is from RefSeq and is a predicted model, not a curated record. Gene Ontology annotation, molecular function: protein binding. Lineage: Eukaryota; Viridiplantae; Streptophyta; Magnoliopsida; Santalales; Ximeniaceae. The coding region runs from base 222 to 2183 and encodes 653 amino acids. The transcript is spliced from 2 exons.